GGUGCCAUCCGCCUUCUCAUUUUUUUCUUUCCCCCGUCUCCCGUUUUAUGGAGGGACAGCCAGACUGUGAAUCCGCGACCAAAAUCAAUCAUCUGUUUUUGACGGCUGAUGGGCUGACGUGUUGUUGUUUUCGGGGUUCUGACAACCUUCCGCCAAUGCCAAUAAGACAAGGCACAAGGCACCGAAGAAAGAUGGCAAGGUUGAAGCCAUUGGGUUCAUUUUCUUCGGCCAAAAGCACCACAGCAUCUGCCGUAGUCGGCCGCCAUCACUCUCUGGAGUAGUAUAAUAGCCAAGAUGAGAGGUUUUCUCUCGGCUGUCUUUCUGUUUAUCUCUGACGAUGUGGGAAAAUACAACCAAGAAUAUCGCCAUCAAGUUCCCGUUCGACCCUUGACGCCUCCGUUCCCUGAUGGUCUCUGUGGUGGUCGAGUCGUUACCAUCCCUCCCGAAGAAACAUAUGCUAUUGAUGUCAACUUUAACAAUGUCGUGUUACCUCCAAGAGCCAUUGAUGUUUGGUUGCCACCAGAAUAUGACCAGGAAGAAUUUGUCGACCACAACUUUCCCCUCCUUUUUUGCCAUGACGGUCAAAAUGCCAUGGAAGAUGCCUCCAGCUGGACGGGGGCUUCCUGGAGAAUGAUGGGAGCUCUGACUCGACUCUCCGAACGAAAUCUGUUGCGGUAUCCCACUCCUCCCAUUGUCGUCCUACUGCAAUCCUCCCAAGACGAUUUGCUUCCUGGUGUCGUACGACGACGGCAUUUGGAGUACUCGGACACGGCCAAUCGAUUUGCCAAGGCUCAUGUGGACUUUGUCGCCAAAACCGUGCUACCCUACCUACACGUCAAUUUCCGGGCCAGUCAAAAGGCGUCCGAUACGCAUGUCAUUGGGUCGUCGUUGGGGGGACAGGCGUCCUUUCACAUGCUACUACGAUACCCCGAGCUAUUUGGUGGAGCGGGUUGCAUGUCGCCGGCGUUUCAACCACCCACAUUGGCCAUGGCUGCCACACAAUUGGACAAGUUGCGGGAUAAACGAAUCUACAUGGAUAUUGGCGGUGAUAUUGAUCAAGUCAAAGUGAGUUGGUUUGACGUUAUGGAUCACUUGACGGGAGAACAUUGGUGGAAUCCUGGUUAUUGGUGGUUGGAUACACAGCUGGCCCCUUCGGUAGAUGCCAUGAGUUGGGCACUGAAACAGGGCAAUGUUCCACAUUCCUACAAAAAGUUUGCCGGAGGCCGGCACAACGAACGGGCAUGGUCACUGCGAAUCCAUCAGCCCCUAUUGUACCUACUUGGGAAGUAGCAAAUCAAUUUGAAGCUACGAAACCAAACACGACGCUAUUGAACAUUUGCUACAGUGUGUAAUGCAGAUAACACCACCAUCAUAAACAAUACAUAGAAUGCUAAAACAGCUCUCUAAGCAUUGAUGUUUCAAAUGUAUGGAAAUGCACAUUGGCAGCACGAAAUGCGAAU
Messenger RNA from Seminavis robusta, 1460 nucleotides. NCBI's taxonomy places the organism in Eukaryota, Bacillariophyta, Bacillariophyceae, Naviculales, Naviculaceae. The record is from the annotation of a GenBank genome assembly.